This is a messenger RNA of Engraulis encrasicolus (European anchovy), 1228 nucleotides long. RefSeq names its product sizzled (gene szl). Gene Ontology annotation, molecular function: Wnt-protein binding. NCBI's taxonomy places the organism in Eukaryota, Metazoa, Chordata, Actinopteri, Clupeiformes, Engraulidae. The record is from RefSeq and is a predicted model, not a curated record. The transcript has 4 exons. Gene Ontology annotation, biological process: canonical Wnt signaling pathway; non-canonical Wnt signaling pathway. Bases 136 to 1020 code for a protein of 294 amino acids.
UGCCAGUAUAAAUAGGCAAGCACCUCAACUCCACUUCACCACAGCAGGUUUUGACCACAUCCAGGAUUUUCAAUCUUCUCCUCCAGACCAGAUCAUUGUCGGAAACUGACAUCCAUCCUCUUGCUUGGAGUCACCAUGGCUGUCUCUGUGAUCCUCUUCAGAACCCUCCAGUCUCUGUCUCUGACUCUGUCUCUGCUUGCUGCCCAGUGCUGGGCCUUCGACCUGGGCCAGUCUACCCGCUGCGUUCCCAUCCCGCACCAGAUGAGCGUGUGCCAGGACGUGGGCUACUCGGAGAUGCGGCUGCCCAACUUCCUGGGCCACAGUAGCCUGGAGGCCGAGGUGGUGCCCCGCUCGGAGGACUGGCGCCCGCUGCUGCAGACCGGCUGCCACCCCCAGGCCAAGGCCUUCCUCUGCUCCCUCAUCGCUCCCGUCUGCUUGGAUACGUUCAUCCAGCCCUGCCGUAGCGUGUGUGAGGCUGUACGGGACAGCUGCGCCCCUGUGCUGGCCUGCCAGGGCCACGCCUGGCCAGAGGCUCUGGACUGUGACCGCUUCCCUGCUAACGAGGACAUGUGCUUGACAUCCCUGCCCAAGGCCAUGAGGGGGAACAUGCUGAAAGAUUUGCCUCAGCCUACCUGUCAAGACUGCCCUGCUGUGCAUGAGUUCCCACCUUUGAAAACACUGCUUGAUUCAUUUUGCCUGAGUGACUUUGUUAUCAGAGCCAAGCUGUCUCGCCGCCGUCUGCCGUCUGGUGAGCCGGAGUUUGAGAUCGAAGACCGCGUUGAGUUCGUCCUCCAGGGCCCGCUGCUCCCAUACGACACCAACAGCCUUCUGCAGCAGUGGCUGCUCAUCAACCUGCGCUGCGCUCACACGCUGGUGCGUCCUGGCCGUGCUCAGCUGUACCUCAUCACCGGAGUACUUAUGUCCGAGGGGACCGUAGCGCUCAAACAUAUGUUCCCCUGGCACAAGAAGGAUAUGAACAUCGCCACAGCCACUCGUAAAUGGAAGCAUCACAAAUGCUGAAAGGACUGUGACUGGAAAGUACGAACUCUAUCUCUCCAUUUGCUGAACGUCUUUUUUGUGAGGGCAUGAGGCUUUGAACACGGAGUCUGGUCAAAUGUGCAGACUGCGUUUCCCACAUGCUCACCACUGCCCCCCUCUGAUCAACUCAGUCACUGAAUGCAGCUGUUUGAGGAGAGAAACUAAAGCACUCUGUACAUAGAAACACACA